Schizosaccharomyces octosporus yFS286 is the source of this 4335-nucleotide messenger RNA. RefSeq names its product STE/STE11/CDC15 protein kinase Cdc7. The coding region runs from base 997 to 4170 and encodes 1057 amino acids. Lineage: Eukaryota; Fungi; Ascomycota; Schizosaccharomycetes; Schizosaccharomycetales; Schizosaccharomycetaceae. Gene Ontology annotation, molecular function: ATP binding; protein kinase activity. The transcript is spliced from 11 exons. The record is from RefSeq and is a predicted model, not a curated record. Gene Ontology annotation, biological process: protein phosphorylation.
AGAAUAGUACAUGAGAUUAUAGGCUAUAAAGCAUAUUGGUUGAACCAGAACAUCUUCAAUUUUUAAAAAGUGAAACAAAGUAUCGACCAAUACGGAUGAAAUUCAAAAUCCAAGAAAUCAACUUAUGGAGCAAUGAGCAGUCUAACAUAUUCUGCACCAGAAGCUUUUAGCGAAUAAAUCAAGAUGCUACAUAUAAUCCUACAAUACAUAGAGGCUAUUAAUCGAUAAAUAUAGAAUCAACUUGGGGAAUUCAAUAGACUCUUUCCCAUGUUAUUUCAAUUAAGAUCAUCCUAAUAGCUUCCCUUUCUGUAGUCGGAAAAAGUGAAGGAAAGGACGUAUAAUUGAAACGAUCAACAUUAAAAAGAAGAGUUUAAAAAAGCUAUCACUCGAUAUUGAUGAUUUUAGGAACUAGCAGUGAGGACUUCAUCAACUAUACAACCAGUUCGCUCGAAUGUCCCAGUGCAAAAAAGACAAUAUAUUUUUCAAUGUAAUCUAGUACCUAAAUCAAACUUCUUGAAUUUCAAUUUUUGGUUUCCGUUUCCCAUGAAUAUUCAAAUUCAAUUGCUGUUUUCCGAAGUAAAACCCUUCUUCUCAUGAGUCUCAUACUGCUUCCAGCUUUGAAAAUUCAUUUCGAAGUAAGUAAAUAUAUUCCUAGUUUUCUAAUUUUCUCAAGGAUUCAUAACUUCAAGUCAUUGCUAAGGAAGAACAAUCGAUAACUACUUUUAACAUUUGAAGAAAGCAAAUAUGAGCCAAAAGCGAUAAAAACAACAAAGUAUGGAUGUAAAAAUAACGAUAAAUUAAUUAAGACAUCUCUCCUCGUCUUUACUUGUAAGAAGGAAAUAAUAUGUUAGGUGCCUAAAUUUCUACUACCUUACGCUGUCCGAUCAAGUCACCCAUAAUAAAUAACAAACAGUGAAAGCACUUCUAAAGGAAAAGGCUACUUACUUGGCUUUUUUCAUUUAAAUAUAAUUAUUUAUUUGUCCUUUCUUUGGAGUCAUGCACAAUUUUGAUCAUGCGUCGAGCAUAACACUGGGCGACUGUCUUGGAAAAGGGGCUUUUGGAGCUGUUUAUCGAGGAUUAAAUAUAAAAAAUGGAGAAACUGUGGCCGUAAAACGCAUAAAGGUGUCCAAAAUUAUGAAAAUGGAUCUUUCCGUCAUAAAAAUGGAAAUUGAUUUAUUAAAAAAUUUGGAUCACCCAAAUAUUGUGAAAUACAGAGGUUCCUAUCAAUUUGAUGAUUCUCUUUGUAUUGUUUUAGAAUAUUGUGAGAAUGGGUCGUUGCAUUCAAUAUGCAAGAAUUUUGGAAAGAUACCUGAAAAUUUAGUUGCCAUAUAUACAUACCAGGUUUUACAGGGAUUACAUUACUUGCAUAACCAGGGUGUUAUUCAUCGCGAUAUCAAAGGUGCAAAUAUACUGACCACAAAAGAUGGGACUAUCAAGCUCGCGGAUUUUGGAGUUGCAACGAAAAUGAAUGCUUUAGACGAACAUAGUGUCGUCGGUAGUCCGUAUUGGAUGGCACCCGAAGUCAUUGAAUUAAUCGGUGCAACAACUUCUUCUGAUAUUUGGAGUGUUGGAUGCACAGUUAUAGAAUUGUUGGAGGGAACUCCACCCUAUUAUGAUUUAGAUCCAACAGCAGCUCUAUUCCAUAUGGUCAAGGAUGAACAUCCUCCUUUUCCUUCAAACAUUUCAUUAUCGGCAAAGAACUUUUUAGCUCAAUGCUUUCAAAAGGACCCAAAUCUUCGAAUUGGAACUAAGAAACUACUCAAACAUCAGUGGGUUACUGCUCAUCAAGCGUCCACCAAAUUUACAGAUGCUAUUGAUGAAGUCCAAAAAUAUAACGAACGAGUCAAUGAAGACAACAUGAAUUUUAUAAACGAAACGACUGUACAUAACAUUAAUCCAACUCUGCAUUCAGAUAAGCAGUCCUCUUAUCAUCCUCCUGAACCACCCAAAACACCUCCACCUGUUGAGACAGAAAGAUGUGAUGUUUGGGAUGAUGAAUUUCAGGGUACUCUGAAAAUCAACAAUGAUGUACUGAAGAAAUCUGAACAUUUCUUGAAUUUUUAUAAGGAUUUCAAAAGCAAAAAUACUAGUUCGAGCUCUACAAAUUCAUCCCCGUCCAAAAGCAAGAAAUCUAUUAGCGUCGACCAGGGAAGUGAAGUUGCAGAGUUGGUGCAGAAACGCUCGUCGCCAGAAAUAUUGACGCCGGCACUUAAUAGGUCCAUUGAUCUUCAGCAGACUCCAAAACAUCAUAGAUACCUCUCAAGUGAACUGAAAGAAAAUGUUCCCGAUGGUUUGGAGAAGUUUGUUGAAACCAAAAAGGAUAGUGAAUUUACUGAUGUAUUUCCUGCUUCAUCAAUAAAAAUUCAGGGCCUCCGUAAAGAAAAAGGUCUAGGAACGCUACUUUUAAAUAAAUCAUACAAUUCCUGGAACGAUGAGGAUGAAGAAACCGAUGAUGAUAAUGAACUUUUCGAUCACCUUGAUUCGGAGGCUGAAAGCUUAGACAUGGAGAACAAUAUUUUACUUGAUAAGCGAGUUCGACUAAUUUCUUAUUUGAAGGAGAUUUUAAAAGGAUUAAUUGAGAAAAAAUUGGAAGAAAGAUCUUCACUUGUAACCCAAAUAGCUUCAAUAUUAAGUGAAGACAUAAGUUUAAAGGAUGAAUUAGUGAAAGCACAUGGGAUGCUUCCUCUUAUUGAAACACUGAGCGAAGUUGAAGACAUGUCUUUACAAUUAUUAUUAUUGAAGCUCAUCAACACGAUUGUUUAUGAUAAUUAUUCCACGUUACACAGAUUUUGCUUUUCCGGUGGAUUAUCCGUUGUGUUGAAAUUCUCUCAAAGAUCCUAUCCAUGGGAUUUUCGCUAUGAAAGUGCUGUUUUUAUUCAGCAGAUGUAUAGAGCAUCAUCACUAUCCCUUCAAAUGUUUAUUGGUGUUUCAGGACUUCAUAUUCUAUUGUCUUUCUUAAAAGAAGACUACACGAAAAGUAAAGAUUUGGUUUUUGUGGGCGCGGAAGGAUUAUGGAAGUUGCUUAGACAACAGGAUUGUAUACCAAGAAAUGAUAUUUGUCGUAUAGUUGCACGUUCUCAAGUCUUAGAACCUAUGACAAAAAGCAUGCUUAAAGCUUUAGCUGCGGAUGACUCCUCUUCUCGACUUUGUUUGUCGAGAUUUUGUGAAAUAUUAUUAGCGCUAUCUCAGUCGGAAACUUACGUUAAGGAAGCUCUUUUGAGCGAGAACAUUAUUAGGAGAAACUUACGCAUUCUUUUGUAUCUACCUAUCGAAGAGAUGGUGACAAUGUUGCAAUAUGUAAAGCAGAUUUCUAUGGUGCCAUCGUCGAUAAACCUCUUCAGGAAAGUGCAUUUAAUUCCUCUUUUAACGCAUAUACUUGGAGAUCCGAAAUUAAAAGAUAACAGGAAAGAGAUACGGAAUGAAUCACUGGCUACCUUGUUCAACAUCUGCCGUCUAGAUAAGGUUUCGCAAGAAAAAGCAGUUAUUUCUGGAGCAAUACCAUUAUUACAGGAAACGGCUGUGAAAGACAAGAUAUUAAAGGAGUUUGCGUUACCGAUUUUAUUAACACUUCCACAGUGUAGUCCCAUAUGCAGACAGUACUUGUGGAAAAAUAGAGGACUUGAAUUCUUUCUUUCACUUUUGCAAGACUUAAAUUGGCAAUCAGCUGCUUUAGACGCUAUAUCUGCGUGGCUCCAAUACGAAUUUAAAGAGAUACAGCAUGCUCUUUUGGAAAAACGAUAUGUACACCUGAUACUUAAAGUAUUUUGUUCGGCCCAAUCAACUUCUUUUAAUCGCUUGUUAGAUGGGAUUAGUAGAAUAUGCCAACUUUCUCCUAAACUAGCAGCAAGUUACGGUCAGCCUCUAGUUUUCCAAAAACUAGGAGAUCGUUUGUUACACGGAAAGGCCAAACCAAUCACGCUAUUGAAUGCUUUUCAAAUGGUCAAAUGCAUGUGUGAAAGUAAUCCUUAUUGCAAAAUAUACAUAUCCCAAAAUGACUUACCUGAUUUAAUUCAUCACCAAAGCCGAACAAGUGAUUCCGUCUUGGUCCGGGAGUUGGCCAAGGAUCUUUUAAAGCAAGUGAAAGGCUCAUACAUCCAGGGUAACCCUUCUUUCUUAAAACCAGAUAUGCCUCCGCCAAAGCAAUCAUCUAAAGCAGCUGUAAACCGUUAAUACUACAAUUGAGCGAAUGAACUCAGGUUACAAUGUAAUUUGAAUUCUUUACUGGUGUCUCAAGUUUAAGGUAACGGAGGCCUUUGCAUUACUUUUGCAUCUUUUCCGUUAAUAUUACCCUUAAUAAUGUCUUAGUUAUGUUAAUGAAAUUUUUGACCCUCUUGA